Messenger RNA from Homarus americanus (American lobster), 2071 nucleotides. Its product is annotated as carcinoembryonic antigen-related cell adhesion molecule 1-like. Gene Ontology annotation, biological process: synapse organization. The coding region runs from base 70 to 879 and encodes 269 amino acids. The record is from RefSeq and is a predicted model, not a curated record. NCBI's taxonomy places the organism in Eukaryota, Metazoa, Arthropoda, Malacostraca, Decapoda, Nephropidae. Gene Ontology annotation, cellular component: neuron projection membrane. The transcript is spliced from 5 exons.
AGCGGUCGACGGCAUGAGGGAGUGAGCGUGGCGCACAGAGGUCUGCCACACACCAGUCUGACACACACGAUGGUGCCACACAGAAGACACUCCAGAAGAGGAGGACGAGUGACACGAGCCAGGACCUCCAACCUGGCACGCAUGACACCCUCUCAGCAGAACAACACGGAGGUCCUAGCACAAGUGGGAGGCAGUGUGACCAUCAAGUGCUACACCAACUACCUCGAUGGUAACGAAAUGGUGACGUGGCUUAAGAGAGACGAGGAUUACCUGUUGACGGCAGGCGGACACAUGUAUGCCUCCGAUAAGCGUAUGUCAGUGGCCCACAUCGAGGCCCAGAAGUUGUGGGAGUUAUCGCUGAGGAACGUGCGACUAUCGGACGCUGGGCUGUACGAGUGUCAGCUCACCACUCACCCCCCAACCUCACUUUUCUUCACUCUCAAGGUCGUAGAGGCUCAAGCGGUGAUCGAGGGUUAUCCAGAGCUUCAUUUCCACAAGGGGCAAACUCUCCGCCUCAGGUGCAACGUUGAGGAGGCCACGGAGCCACCCCUCUACAUCUUCUGGUACCACAAUGGCAGCCAAGUACAGAAUUUCUACCAGAACAAACCCGUCAGGGUCGAGAAACACCGCUACCGCAGCACACUUACCAUCACCAACGUCACGUACAGCCACGCCGGGAGUUACCGCUGUGAACCCCACCUGGCAACACCAGCCAGGAUCAGCGUGCAUAUCUCAGGCCAGCCAGCAGCCAUGCACAUCGAGGGUCACAGCAGCGGGAUAGUAGAGGAGGACGACAUAGUGUUUGCCAGUUCGCCGUCUCUGGUGCCUUUACCGCUCCUGGGUCUCCUCACCUGGGUCCUGCUGCUGGGGAAGUGGUGAGACCAGCUCCACGCAUCGAUGGUCUUUCUGCUGCUAGACCAACUCCACUCAGUGAUAGGCUUUCUCAAUCUAAGACCAGUUCCAGGCAACAAUGGUGUUUCUGUGGUCGGGGCAGCUUCAGUCCUGUCUGUGUGUUUGUCACAACAGUUCUCUACAGUGCAGGUUACGUUACACAGAGACCGAAGCAAAGAUGAAGAAACUAGUGAUACAAUAGAGACUACUGAAGUGUAUGUUUUGAUGUUUUUAGAAGCAUUACAAAAAAAAGUAAAUUUUAAGAUUUUUUGAAGACUCCUGGAAUGGGUUUUUUUUUAGCUGAUGAGUUACGCAAUUUUUUGUUUUUUAAGAACCAGAAGGAAUCUAUAAAUACUUCAUUUUUCGUUAGACACUGAAAAUAUGUAUUUUUUUUCUCGAGUUUUUCGUACGAUACAUUAUAGUCACUUGGAAAAGUCGUCUAGUUUCUUGUAUGGACGUGGAGUUGUCUAUUUACUCUAUAUGUGUCUUAUUUUGUAUAUAAACGACGGGGGAGCUAAGUUAGUGACGUGUGUGUAGACAGUACCAGAGAGAUUUUAAUAAAAUUCUAGAUAGUUCAAUGUAAAUGAUGUUGAGAUGUCUGUCCAGGAGGUGAGGAGGGCGAGACGGCUGCCCCCGCCACUGGCCCGUAUAAGGUAUGAUGAAGCUUUAACAAAAAUAAUGUUUGUGGAUAUUGUUAUAAAUUCAGGUGCAUGUCAGAAUAAAAAUGAAUGGAUCUUAAGAAGUUAAGUUAGACUGUAUACAUACAUACAUACAUACAUACAUACAUACAUACAUACAUACAUACAUAAAACAUGAGCAUCCAAAGGAAACCAACAAUAUUCUCGUUACACAUAAAAGUAAAGACACAAACAGACAAAUCUAAACCCCCUAAACUAACAAAGAACUUCUCGUCCAUCACACAUAAAACUGCCCUCAAACACUGGCAGGACGGAAGCACAGCAAUACUGUACCGAGCCUGAGACCGGAUUCACAAGAAGGUUCGUGUUUGGACCAGAGAGUUGAGAAGCUGUCUGACUAACACAAAAAUGCCCGCCGAAAUAAUGUCCAGUCGACCAUGCAGACGAUUACUGUAACUAAUUGUGUUCUCUUGUGUACCCAAGAUUACGAGUAAACCAAGCCUGUGAACACCCGGAGCCUGUGAACACCCGCAGCCUGUGAG